Molecule: messenger RNA, 2085 nt
Organism: Penicillium canariense
Lineage: Eukaryota; Fungi; Ascomycota; Eurotiomycetes; Eurotiales; Aspergillaceae
Gene: pex8
Product: putative peroxisomal membrane protein Pex17
Exons: 3
Coding region: 1-2085 (694 amino acids)
Source: RefSeq, a predicted model, not a curated record
AUGGCGACAGAAAGAUCUCUGGCUGCGUUGCUGCGCUCGUUGCAGUCAACUUCCAACUUUGAAGAUGCUUCUGGCUUCCUGUCUAUUCUCGGAAAUCCCCUAAAUUUGACUCUUCUUGCGUCGCAGCUGCUCUCUGCGCCGGCACUGUGGAACCACCCUGUUGAUCUAUCAGCUUGUCGCAAGAUCCUGAGCGUCUUUAACACCGCCGCAAUCGCGGUCCUGCAGAACGAUACCACCGAAGAAGCCCAAAUACCGUAUGGCGCGGGGCGCAAUCGCAGAAUUGAACGUGAAGCAUGGGUCAAGGCCGUCGUUGAAGGCGCGGAUGAUAAGUCCCCGCGCUGGAGGCAUACGCUCUUGCUCGGCGGGAUUCUGCUCGGAUUCGAGGGACAGAACAGACAGGGUCUCCCGUGGCAUAUCCGGACGAAACUCGAGUCUGCACUGGCAACGGCGGCACAAUUGGCUCUAGAAGAGCUGGAUACUGAGGCUGGAAUUGAUGGGUACUGCAUCACUCUGGUGCUGAACUGUACAUUUGAGCUCUUGUCGGAUACGGAGAGGAGUAAGCUCAACUAUGAUCGCUUGUUGCCUAUCAUGGUGCGGUCUGUUUUCCAUUCUCCGGAGGGUUUGGAUGGUGGAUACUUUUUGGGGGCUAUUGAUAAAGACGUCGUCGAGGUUCCUGGGAAGAAGUUCCGCUGGGCACCUGACUCUACCACUUUCAGAUAUGUGACUGUGGUAGCCGCGCGUCCUUUGGUCGGCGCACUUGGUCCUCUGUCCCGACUGAUUGCGCACGCUGUUGAGAACGUGCGAGAUCCCAAAUUAGCCGCCCAGUCGGUCGAUUAUAUGGCAGAUUUUGUGCGGACGCUCAUGGUGCAGUGGCGCCAAAAUAAGUUGUCUGAGAUCGAUGUCGCCGAAGAGGCUGAGUUCUUGGAUGCUGAGUCGCUGGGGACUACAAUUCCAGCUCUCUGGACGGUUCUCCGGAACUGCAUGUAUUCUGUGAUCAUUGUUCUUCGCGCCGUGCUCGGAAGAACAAUCAAUGACCCGGCUCUUGCUGCUGGCAGCAGUAAGUUUAUUACGAAUUCCGUCCAAGUCCAUUUGCUAACCACAUACUAUGAUUUAGGUGCUCCAUAUCUAUGCAUACAAUCUCUUCAUAUUCUCCGCAACCUAUAUUUCAUCUCUUCUCGAACCGGACAGAACGCAUCCUCGCAGCAGAACUUUGUGUUCCUCGCCGCUAUCGAUAUCCUUUCCCAAUACCCUGACUUAGCCGAGAAUUUCUUGCGCAGCAUCAAGCCCAGGGACCUUGGCCAGAUCCCCGACCAUCCCGUGGAACGAUGCUUGGAUCUGUUCUUCUUGAAUGCAGCAGAGCAUUUCCCCUUGGUCUUGACCCCCGAGGCUAGUGAGGAGCUGCUUUUGUCGGCCGCUUUCCCGUACCUUGCGGCCGGCGCCAACAGUCUGCUGCUUGAAAUCUUUGAAGCAGCUCACAGCUUGGUGCUUGUUGUCUUUGCUAUUCCUCACAACUCCGAACUGGCCGCCAAGCACCUGCCUUUCUAUAUCGAAAACCUCUUUUCUUUCCGCCUGGCCUUCAAGACGGUCAUCCAAGUCACCGCACCUCCUUCCCCUCUAGCUAACAGUCAACCACUUCUCCCAUCGAUUCUGCUCGAGGUUGUCCGAGAUCGCGCAAUGACCGCAUCAACCGCACCUAUCCCCCCAAACGCCCAGAACAGCUCGUCCUCGGAGCAACCACCCCUCUCCGCGCAAGCCGUGCUUACCCUCGCAUUAAUUGACUCGCUCUCCUUCCUUCGAGUCGAUGAUCUGGAAGAGUGGCUCCCCCUCACAGCCCAGUUAAUCAAUACAAUCCUAGAUCGGGGCAUGCGCCAUGCAUGCAUUGAUCGCUUCUGGGAGGCGUUGAGUGGCGGGGAGAUGGAUGUGGACCGAGCGCACUGCUGUGUCGCCUGGUGGAGUACCCGAGGCGGCCGUGAGCUCGUCCUUUUUGGCGCUGAGUCUGCCGCUGGUGCGGGCCCUGGCGGAGAAGAUGGCGGGCCUUAUAUGAGUGGCGCUGUGGGUACAGUCGCACCGGAAAGUAAGCUAUGA